GGAUAAAAAUGAAGCUCAGUUGCCAUGGUGAAAUUUGGUUGCACUACGAGAGUAGUAAUCGGGGCCAUAGGAAAAAUAUUGUUUUCAAAACGUAUAACUUGAGUUAGAAUAUACGUGAUGCCUGCUACAUCCCAUCAUAUUACAGUAGAAGAUUGCUGAACAGAAGAGCGUAGCAUAGUGUUCCUCUCUAGACAUGGGGCUGUCCAAGAAGUUGGGUGCCAUAACCCAAAGGGUAACGGGUCCGGACUCGAGGGACGUCCCAUACAAGUGGAGCAACCAGACGUACACCGUACAAGAAAUACUUCACAAGUUUAAACUUCCGUGUGUAGUCCAGUGUGCCACAGGUCAGUUGUGUGUGUCGCGGAUCAGUUUGUGUGUGUUGGCGUGUGUAAUACAUAUCAGUGUGUGUGUGUGUGGUGAAGUGUGCUGCAGAUUAUAUGUUGUCGUGUGUCAAUGUCAUAGGAUGCAUAUCACUUUGUGUGUUGUCAAGUGUGCAACCUCUCAAUUAUUUGUUACAGACAGAAUCAUUAUCUAAUGGGGAAAAUACUCGUGCAUGCUUUUGUAUAAACGCUUCCAUUAUAUAGAACAGGAUUUUUAAAAGCAUAUAUUACAUUUAAAGUACCGUAUAUAUUACAUAUAAUGUAAACCUCUCAUUUUAAGUAUACGUUACAUUUAAAGGAUUAAUACCCUAUCACUUAUUUAUCGUUUAUGUUGUGGUUUAUGUUAUAGCUUAUGUUCUGGUUUAUGUUAUGGUUUAUGUUAUGGUUUAUGUUCUGGUUUAUGUUCUGGUUUAUGUUCUGGUUUAUGUUCUGGUUUAUGUUCUGGUUUAUGUUCUGGUUUAUGUUCUGGUUUAUAUUCUGGUUUAUAUUCUGGUUUAUGUUAUGAUUUAUGUUAUGGUUUAUGUUCUGGUUUAUGUUAUGGUUUAUGUUCUGGUUUAUGUUAUGGUUUAUGUUAUGGAAUAUGUUAUGGUUUAUGUUAUGGUUUAUGUUAUGGUUUAUGUUCUGGUUUAUGUUCUGGUUUAUGUUAUGGAAUAUGUUAUGGUUUAUGUUCUGGUUUAUGUUCUGGUUUAUGUUAUGGAAUAUGUUAUGGUUUAUGUUAUGGUUUAUGUUCUGGUUUAUGUUAUGGUUUAUGUUAUGGUUUAUGUUCUGGUUUAUGUUAUGGAAUAUGUUAUGGUUUAUUUUAUGGUUUAUGUUAUGGUUUAUGUUAUGGUUUAUGUUAUGGAAUAUGUUAUGGUUUAUGUUCUGGUUUAUGUUCUGGUUUAUGUUCUGGUUUAUGUUAUGGAAUAUGUUAUGGUUUAUGUUAUGGUUUAUGUUCUGGUUUAUGUUAUGGUUUAUGUUAUGGUUUAUGUUCUGGUUUAUGUUAUGGAAUAUGUUAUGGUUUAUUUUAUGGUUUAUGUUAUGGUUUAUGUUAUGGUUUAUGUUAUGGAAUAUGUUAUGGUUUAUGUUCUGGUUUAUGUUCUGGUUUAUGUUCUGGUUUAUGUUAUGGAAUAUGUUAUGGUUUAUGUUAUGGUUUAUGUUCUGGUUUAUGUUAUGGUUUAUGUUAUGGUUUAUGUUCUGGUUUAUGUUAUGGAAUAUGCUAUGGUUUAUUUUAUGGUUUAUGUUAUGGUUUAUGUUCUGGUUUAUGUUAUGGAAUAUGUUAUGGUUUAUUUUAUGGUUUAUGUUAUGGUUUAUGUUCUGGUUUAUGUUCUGGUUUAUGUUCUGGUUUAUGUUAUGGUUUAUGUUAUGGAAUAUGUUAUGGUUUAUGUUAUGGUUUAUGUUAUGGUUUAUGUUAUGGUUUAUGUUAUGGUUUAUGUUCUGGUUUAUGUUAUGGUUUAUGUUAUGUAAUAUGUUAUGGUUUAUGUUAUGGUUUAUGUUAUGGUUUAUGUUCUUGUUUAUGUUCUGGUUUAUGUUAUGGUUUAUUUUAUGGAAUAUGUUAUGGUUUAUUUUAUGGUUUAUGUUAUGGUUUAUGUUAUGGUUUAUGUUAUGGUUUAUGUUAUGGUUUAUUUUAUGGUUUAUGUUAUGGUUUAUGUUAUGGUUUAUGUUAUGGUUUAUGUUAUGGUUUAUGCUAUGGUUUAUGUUAUGGUUUAUGUUAUGGUUGAUUUUAUGGUUUGAAUUAUCUCCCUUAACUUUUCAUCCGUGUCUUGUUUUCAACCCGACAGAAGCGUGCACGGUGCUGUGGUCAGACUUCCAGUUUGAUCUGAGGCAGCCACUCCUCUUCUACAGCAGGAGAACCGUGCAGAAGGUGCACGCGAUCAGCCUCAAGGCCGACCCCACCAACAGUGAGACCCUGGAUGAGAUUGGGCCACCACUGGCCAUCCCAGCCGACUAUGAAGGUACAUAGCGAGUACUGCCGUGAGUGGCCUAUGUUAUGGCCUGAGCACCCCUAAUGCCAGUGACAUGAAAUAUUUGCGUAUCAUUAGCAUAGUCCUGACCUAACGUUACACUGACAAGUGACAAGUUGUUUUAUCAUGCAAUUUUACACGCAUUAUUUGAUUGUUCAACUAUUCCUGGGCAAUUAUUAUACCUUCUUGAUUUGUGUUUCAAAAUUACUUCACAGGAUGGUUCGGCGCCACCCCGAAAGGAAUCAACAAAAUAAAGCGUCACCUGAGGAUAGAGGCCGUCGCCAACUCAGCUGCUCGUCGCUUUCUUGUCACGACCCAGUGCCCCGCCUUCACGUCAAGCCGGGCGCCGGACGGGAGCUUUGAAUACGUCCCGCACGAUGUGAUGCCCGGCGAGGUGCUGAAGAAGGUCUGCGUCAUGGAAGGGUCGCCCGGCGACCCGGACGCGCCGCAAAUUCUGAAAGAUCACGGUCCCUGCCUGGAGUGCCUGGACGAGAAGGACGAAGAUGUGGUCAUCCCACUCUCUCGAAGAGUUAUGUGUUACGAGCUGGCCGAAGAAUACCCCGAUGAUGGAGAAAGGGUGUUUCGCAUAGCUGCGCCUAUGACCACCGGGAGUUCCAAAUUUCCCAGAAUUUUUCAACUUAUUCACGGGGAACCCCCUGUCUUGAAGUACGCGUUCACCGGAAUGAUCAGGUGUUACAGUGUGUUUACGGAAGAGACUAUCCUGGCCGCGACGCUGGACGACCCUAAGUCUAUCUGCCUGGAGCUGGCCACGGAUUCCGUUGCCAGGUUCAGGAUAGGACUCAACGACGCCGCCAUAAAAAGAACGUGCGAGUACAACAACGCGAACCAAAUCUGCGAUUCGUUUGGCCCGAAAUUUCUCACCGCCAUCAAAGUCUCGUUCUCGCUCAAGCCCGAGUUCGUAGGACAGGACGAUGUCGAGAUGUCGUCCAACGACAACGAGGUGUCAUCCAACGACAACGAGGUGUCAUCCAACGACAACGAGGUGUCAUCCAACGACAACGAGAGUCUCAGCGACAUGCAGGAUGUCAACGCAGACUCUGAGUUUGAAAUCGCCUGGGGUUCUGUCCAGAAGACCAAACCGCUGACGUCGUCCCAAGCCACCGAUGACGAGGGAACGAUGACAAAGACUGAGAAUGGUCGGGCAAUGGAACUGGUCCAUUUACAGGACGUGCGGGGUUCCAAAACCCCGUUUGUUAAACCCAGAACUCUUAACAUUGAAUCCACUGAGCAGAGGAAUGACAGCGGUGAUUUGCGUGACCACCAGGCGUUCACGGAACAAGAGAUGGUCGACUUGAUGAAGAAAAAGGGUUUAAUUGAAUUGAAGGCGGAAACUAUUCCGGAAUUCGGUUCGAUUCGGGAAACACGAGUCCGAGACAAUCCACUGUAUUAUUUCAUGCAAAGAAACCCGGACCAAAACCCGUUCAAUGGCACGGAGGAGGACUGCAUCUCUGAAUCCUCAAAGACUGGCGAUGACACUCUUAAUGACGCCGUAGAUGACGUCAUCAAUGAUGUUGUGUAUGACGCGGUUGAAGAAAACCCGUUGAUGUAUUUAUUCCAACCUUUAACGAAGUUGGAGCCAGCAGACGUGACCAAGAAUGUGACUGAAUUAGGAAAUUUGACGAAAGAAAGUGUGCAGCAAAAACUUUCUUCAGCCAGUUCUGUGUCGGGAUUUGACCAAGUCGUUUGUAAACCAGCGCAGGAGUACAAGGAAUCUCACUCUGAGAGUGACAGUGAUGGGAGUGACAGUGAAGGAAGUGACAGCGAUGCAAUCGACAGUGAUGGAAGUGACGGUGAUAUCUUUGAGACUUCUCCGAGCCUGGCCGAAAACUCGACUACAACGCUUCAAAUUCGCCCUGGCAUUCUGGAAUCUGAGUAUGUUAAGAGAUUAAACAACAAAGAUGCCAAUAUUGACGACGACGACGACAAAAUGGACGAUAAGAAUGAUAACAAAUAUCCCAUCGAUGACAACACGGAGUAUCACAUAUAUGAAAACGUAGAUGACAUUUAUGAGGACUACAGCCAAUCUGACACUGACUCCGAGUCACACGCUGUCGAUGAUCUCAUGUCGCUGGCGCUCGAGGAGACGGAAAAAUUGUCCACCUCUUCUCAAGAUGUUUCCGUGACGAGCGGAAACUGCGCACAGACACAGCCUAACGGAGGAAAUUGCGUGGGAAUAAUGCGGAGCUCGUCUCCGGCGAAAUGCGAGGUUAAACCAAUUACCGCGGAUGGAGCAGCAUCGUCUGGUGAGAAAGAUAAAUCCGACGAGGCUGUGACGCGACUGAACAGUUUGAUAGAGGAAGUGACCGCGCUCGUGAACACGUCAAGUAAUCGGAUACUCGAUGUUAGGAGGAGUCCGCGGGAGACGAGUAGGAGCAGGGCAAACUCGAACACGGCAAAGGACGGGGAUCGAGUGAGCUGUGACGAUCGAGGAAGUAACAAAAGGCUGAAUGACAACCCGGGCAGCCCAUCUGUUGUAGACCUCAAAACUUCUGUGACACAUUCGACGAAUCAAACCUACGAUACUCCAAGAUCUGACCGAGAUUUCGCUGACGUUUCAAUGGUCCCCACUUUAUUUGUGCAAGCGCCGAGUAAAGACAAUGUCUCAGUGCUGAAUGUUUUAGAUACGAAAAGUGACAUGACUGCUUCGAAAAGUGACACGAAUGUUUCGAAAAGUGACCGUGUACAUGUGUUGUUAACAGAACAGAAAACCCCCAUCAGUACGACAUCUACGUUGACAGAUGUGACACCUGAGUCAGGCAGGUCAAAAUCAGACGAUACGCCAGGUGUUCUGAGGCGAUCACGCGCUGAGGUUAACCUGCCCAGCGCGGUCCCUCAAGGUCUACAAAAAACGUACAGCGCACCAUGGUUACUCGCGGUCAGUUCUACGUCAGACCCUGUAUUGAACAGUAUCGUUAGUCAUGAAAAGUCACUUGACCAACGAUUCUUAUCGCGUAGAAUUACCCAUUUCCCUCAUGAACAUCCACACGGUCCAGGUGAAACACUCAGCCGAGAUGCCAGGCCAGCUGUUGGUUCUAUCUCCCGGAGAGAUGAUGUGCACCUCCAAACCGUUCAGACAAAUGUGUCUUCUUUAAAAGGGACCGUGUUAAUGCCCUUGCAAAACAGUGAAAGAAUGAUCUCCCCUACCUGCAGCGUCAGCAGCUUAAACAGCAGCAUCACCAGCUUGAACAGCAGCAUUACCAUAGUCAGCUGCUUGAACCCGGACAUGAAAGAACUAGACGGUCUCAGUUUUUCCGAGGACGUGCCGGAGAGUGACUCCGAGAGCAAUUCAGAGUUAUCCCACUUCUCGGUCAGGUCAGAACGCUCGCUUGUGUUGGAGAAAGAAAAAGUUUCUUUGAAACGGGAUUCCAAUUCGGACCUGUUCAAAAUGGCGGACAAAUUUUCGUUUUCCCGAAGUGGGAAAUUAAAAUCUGGCAAAAAUAAAACUGUUGGAUCUCGUGCUCGUAUUUUGUCUCAAGAGAUGGAAUACGAAGACUUUGUGUAAGUUUGGGAGAACUCAUUUGAUUACAGCGAUGGCCUUGAGUUCCCGAUCUAUCCCGUUGGGCGGUAUGUUUAAGAAUGUAGUGAACGGCGAAACAAAAAGAAAUUGUUGUGAGUGAAUUUAAAAAACAAACAAACGGACCCAUGUUGUGUUAUCAAUAUAAAUACAUCGUUACAUUACAUCUUUUAAUAUUUUGUAUUAUACUCUGUAUCAUAAUAUGUAUCCGAUUGUAUGAAUUAUAGAUCUCUACCAGUUGUAUAACAAUUUUAAUUUAAAUAACUAGUUGUAGCGGGCCGUAAUAAUUCACCCACCCCACCCCCUUCAGUUACUGUGCCAUUUGCGUUCCCUUGUACGUUUUUAAAUAAGUUUCACUCCUAAUGCGCUUAGGGUCCACACAAAUGUUGUCAAAAUGGUAUUUUAGUUAUUUUAAUGGUAUUUAGUUUUAGCCCGUAACAUAAGUUCGCAUAAAUGUUUGAUAAAUAUUGUUGAAGUUUUAAUAAUCAGAUGUAGUUUACUUACACGUGUUUUAAACUGACAUGUGUUGAAAGGUAAAGCUGAAGAACAUGCAUUUUAGUUUGUAUCAGUGCUACACAUAGACGUAUCUAGAAAAAGGCUCUGGCCAUGCUACCUACGUUUAUCUCUUUAAAUUCUCUUACCCAACCAUCGUUGAAGAUUUGAGUUAGAGCAAAGUCCGUUGAUUUAAUUCCGUUACGUUGCUUCACCAUAGAUAGGGCCAUCGUGGCCGGUACGUUAGCCAUUGGUCUCAUGCGGCCAUCGGACAAUCAAAAAAGUAAGGCCACCUGAAAAUUUAAUUCUCAAUAUUUUAUCUUUUCGACAUUUUAUUUGAAACUUUUCCAAAAUAGUCCGCCAUUUUUACGUCUGGCUAAUCUCGGGGCUGAAUUACGAGUUCAAGGGUUUAUUUCGUUUUAAACCACAGUAUCGACAAGAGCCGCCGACUGAAUCUUGGAGGCCGAACUAUCUCUCCCCCCCCCCCCACACGUUUGGUACUACCUGCAUUAUUAGUUUAGAGUUUAAAUUUCCUUCCACAUUAUUUCGUUUUAAACCACAGUAUCGACAAGGGCCGCCGCCUGAAUCUUGGAGGCCGAACUAUCUCUCCCCCCCCCCCCACACGUUUGGUACUACCUGCAUUAUUAGUUUAGAGUUUAAAUUUCCUUCCACUUCACAACUUUGGGCCCCCUUAAAUGACCGUGGCCCCCUUCAACCGCAUGCGUUGUAGGGCCCCACACGACGGAUUUGUUUUGACCAUUGGUGAAACAAAAAAAUUGAAAAAAUAUCUUAGUAAAUGACAUGUGGAAAAAAUAAUAUUUUUUUUACUUCAAUCGGUGUCAUAAAAUGAAUACAACAAAUAUCUUGACUCAAUUUAGAAGUGUUCAGCGUGUAAAGUAAUUUGAUUGACUUUAGGAAUAUGGCUGUCGCUGUGGCUUGAUGGCCGCAGGUGUUGCUAAAAAGGAGAGAGGUGACCUUCCGUGGCCAUAAGGUAUAGGAAUGAUAAGAAAUAUUUAGGUGUAAAUUAUUGCCGUGUGCAACUGUAUUAUGUUUUUUAACAUGCGAAGUCUAAAUGUAGAAUGUUAAGUGCUUUCGGAUAUUUCAUAUGGUUGGAUGAAAUGGAUGCCGAAAGUUUAAGUCCAAGCUGACGAGAUAGUGGCAUACUGUUCACAAGAACCUAGAAAUAUAGAAUUAAGGCAUGCGCAGGGGCGUAGGAACGGAGGCGGGUGGGACAGUCCGCCCCGAGAAACACUUUUUACAUUUGUAUUAUUAAAAGGCAACAUAUUCUGACAGUUGCAGAGAUUUUUCGUAGAAGGGGCCGGCACUAAUCCUCUAUAGCCCAAAAUAGUAUUUUAAGAAGUAAGAAAUAAAUCUCCAAGUUUAACAAAAUUCGUUCGAUAGAACAGUUUUUUUUUUUUUUUUUUUAAACAAAUUUCAUUCUUAUUACGGGACGGGUAUACAUAACUAUUUAUCAGA
This is a messenger RNA of Lymnaea stagnalis (great pond snail), 7823 nucleotides long. Lineage: Eukaryota; Metazoa; Mollusca; Gastropoda; Lymnaeidae. The record is from the annotation of a GenBank genome assembly.